This is a messenger RNA of Plutella xylostella (diamondback moth), 1218 nucleotides long. It is a transcript of the gene Ran, whose product is annotated as RAN, member RAS oncogene family. Gene Ontology annotation, cellular component: cytoplasm; nucleus. NCBI's taxonomy places the organism in Eukaryota, Metazoa, Arthropoda, Insecta, Lepidoptera, Plutellidae. Gene Ontology annotation, molecular function: GTPase activity; GTP binding. The record is from RefSeq and is a predicted model, not a curated record. Gene Ontology annotation, biological process: protein import into nucleus; ribosomal subunit export from nucleus.
UUCGACACUUGAACUUUUGCGCCAUUGCGCCUGUCAUCUGUCAAAGUAUUCUUCCGUUGAGAAAAGUGACGCCAUUGUGAGCCGUAACGACUUUGUGCUAGGACGAGAAUAAUCUCGAUUUACUUUAGCAAUCUUGCGUACAAAAGUACUCAAAUAAACCAAAAAUGGCAGAUGAUAUGCCCACAUUCAAGUGCGUGCUCGUCGGCGACGGAGGUACCGGCAAAACUACAUUCGUGAAACGUCAUUUGACUGGAGAGUUCGAGAAGCGAUACGUCGCUACCCUGGGAGUCGAGGUGCACCCCCUGGUGUUCCACACAAACCGAGGGCCCAUCAGAUUCAACGUCUGGGACACCGCUGGACAAGAGAAGUUCGGAGGUCUCAGAGACGGAUACUACAUUCAGGGACAAUGUGCCAUCAUCAUGUUUGAUGUAACAUCCCGAGUCACCUACAAAAAUGUACCCAACUGGCACAGAGACUUGGUCCGUGUAUGUGAAGGAAUCCCUAUUGUGCUAUGUGGAAACAAAGUAGAUAUCAAAGACAGAAAAGUCAAGGCCAAAACAAUUGUGUUCCACAGGAAAAAGAACCUUCAGUAUUAUGACAUCUCAGCCAAAUCGAACUACAACUUCGAGAAGCCUUUCCUUUGGUUAGCUAGGAAGUUGAUUGGUGAUGGAAACCUAGAGUUCGUCGCCAUGCCCGCCCUCGUGCCCCCAGAAGUCACCAUGGACCCACAAUGGCAGACCCAAAUCGAAAAGGACCUCAAGGAAGCACAGGACACUGCACUGCCCGAAGAAGAUGAAGACUUGUAAAUAGGAACUAAAACAUUUGAAACCCAGUGCCGGCUACCAAAUUUUGUUUUCAAAAUCUUAUGUAAACACUAACUGUGUCCUAAAACAUCAUUCCAUUAUGUCUCAAGAUGAAGUACAUGUUAAGUAAACUACUGUUUGGUAAUGUUUGAAGCUAUUAAGUUAAUUGUAUUAUUAUUUUGUAGUAAUUUUAUUGCAACUUAUUAACAUCUACACUAAUGUGUAACACUAUGUAUUCCUAGUAGUUUACAACUCAUUUGGUUAUUAAUAAAAUUGUAAUUAAAGGUAAGUAUAAGAACCCAUUACUGAACAUCUUAAUUUAUGUCUAAAUCUCAUGUUAUUUUGUUACUUAUGAGGACUGACAAUAUUCACUGUAAAUUGUGGUGAUGCCUUUUGAAUAAAAUUUUAAAAUCAA